CUUUCUUCUGACUGAACAUCAACCUCACACGCACGACCAACCUCAACAACAACACAUUACACACACACACACCAAUCACCGCCAUCAUGUCGACCGCUCCUCUCCGCCUCGGCAGCAUCGCCCCCAACUUCGACGCCGACACCACCUCCGGCCCCAUCAACUUCCACGACUUCAUCGGCGACUCGUGGGUCGUCCUCUUCUCCCACCCCGAAGACUACACUCCCGUCUGCACCACCGAGCUCGGCGCCUUUGCCAAGCUCGAGCCCGAGUUCACCAAGCGCGGCGUCAAGCUCAUCGGUCUCUCCGCCAACACGGUCGAGUCCCACGGCGGCUGGAUCAAGGACAUCAACGACAUCUCGGGCUCGCAGCUCAAGUUUCCCAUCAUUGGAGACAAGGAGAGGAAGGUGGCUUUGGCCUACGAUAUGAUUGAUCAUCAGGAUGCUACCAACGUGGACGAGAAGGGCAUCGCCUUCACCAUCCGCUCCGUCUUCAUCAUCGACCCCAAGAAGACCAUUCGUCUUAUACUAUCUUACCCUGCAAGCACGGGCCGCAACACCGCCGAAGUCCUCCGCGUGGUCGACUCGCUCCAGACCGGCGACAAGCACCGCAUCACCACCCCGAUCAACUGGGUCCCCGGUGACGACGUCAUCGUUCACCCCAGCGUCAAGAGCCCCGAGGCCGAGAAGCUGUUCCCGAAGAUGAACGUCGUGCGGCCAUACCUCAGAUUCACGCCGCUGCCAAAGGAGGAGACGAGCGCGGCGGUUUGA
Zymoseptoria tritici IPO323 is the source of this 767-nucleotide messenger RNA. RefSeq lists its product as uncharacterized. Gene Ontology annotation, molecular function: peroxiredoxin activity. Lineage: Eukaryota; Fungi; Ascomycota; Dothideomycetes; Mycosphaerellales; Mycosphaerellaceae. The record is from RefSeq and is a predicted model, not a curated record. Bases 87 to 767 code for a protein of 226 amino acids. Gene Ontology annotation, cellular component: mitochondrion; cytosol. Gene Ontology annotation, biological process: cellular response to oxidative stress; cellular oxidant detoxification; cell redox homeostasis. The transcript is spliced from 2 exons.